CAUGGCUCAAACUACGGCUACGGUGAUCUGCAUCUUCUCCAUGAAUCUUUUGUUAAUCUCGUCGCUUCCAUGUGUUUCUUCGAUGUCAAGCAGUUUCAGGUUGAAGCUCAUUCACAGGGAUUCCCCACUCUCUCCUUUAUACCAGCCAAACCUUUCUGAUUUUCAACGGUUCAAGAGAAACGUUGAAAUUUCUGAAGCUCGGGCUUCUUACUUUCAAAGAUGGAGUGAAAUAUAUAGUGAGGGAAAUUCAAUGAAGCCCCAAAACAUCUCCUUGCGGCUUCCAUUAAAAUUCACCGAACCUAUCUACACCGUUGAGCUAGGCCUUGGCACCCCUUUUGUACAAAGAACUUUGGUUUUCGACACAGGCAGUGGCAUUACUUGGACACAAUGCAAACCUUGUUUCCAAUGUUUCAAACAAAAGGAGCCUCUUUUUGACACUAGAAAGUCGAGUUCCUACAAAUUAAUGCCUGUAAAGAACAAACUUGCCAUGACCUUCACAUGUACCGUGUUUGGAUGUGCUUACUACGUUGGGUAUACUGCGGCCCAUGUUCCCUACAGAGUGCCUGGCCUGGUAUUUGGCUGUGGAACAUUUAACAAAGGCCCUUUCGGUGCUAAAAAUGCAGUCAGCGGGAUAUUAGGAAUGGAUAAACAGCCCGUUUCUUUUGCUCGUCAGCUUGGAGGCCUGAUCAGAGAACAAUUUUCAUAUUGCCUAACCGAAAAAGUCUCAGCAUCAUAUGUAAAAUUUGGUGUAGAAGCAAAAAUACGAGGACGGAAUGCUCAGAGCACGCCGUUCUUGAAACACAAUCAAUAUGCUGUACACUACGGAUUGAACUUAGUCGAUAUCAGCAUCGGUGGACAGAAGUUGGGACUCACACAAGGUACAUUUUCAGGGGGCUGUGUUAUCGAUUCAGGUGGUUCAAUUAGUCUUUUGGAAACAAAUGCUUAUUCUGCUGUACAAGAUUCACUUGAGAGGUACUUUUCCAAGUUCAAGAAUGUCAGGAGGCUUCUGGGAGACGGAGCCCCGUCAGGUUUUCUUUGCUACACACAGCCCAAAGGCUUCAAAAGAUUUCCAAACCUGACAUUUCAUUUCCUGGGAGCUGAUUUUCGUGUACCAUCCGAGAACCUGUUCCUGUUUAGAAGGAAUUUCUUUUGCCUGGCAAUGAUGGCCUCAAAAAACCUGACUCUUCUGGGGGCUUAUCAGCAACGGAACGUGAGAAUCGUGUACGAUUUGAAGGAUGAGAUGCUUUCAUUUGCACCUGAGGAUUGCUCAAGAGAUGCUGCUGCUUGAUAUCUUCCAAUAGUAAACCUCAUUUUGUACUGAAAAAUUAAAUUAUACAUCACAACUAUAUGGUUGUUUCUGAUUCUUGUCAUGUUGAUUACCGAAUAUAUCUGG
Molecule: messenger RNA, 1393 nt
Organism: Sesamum indicum (sesame)
Lineage: Eukaryota; Viridiplantae; Streptophyta; Magnoliopsida; Lamiales; Pedaliaceae
Source: RefSeq, a predicted model, not a curated record